Messenger RNA from Tilletiaria anomala UBC 951, 1185 nucleotides. RefSeq names its product Ribokinase-like protein. Gene Ontology annotation, molecular function: ribokinase activity. NCBI's taxonomy places the organism in Eukaryota, Fungi, Basidiomycota, Exobasidiomycetes, Georgefischeriales, Tilletiariaceae. The transcript has 2 exons. Gene Ontology annotation, biological process: D-ribose metabolic process. The coding region runs from base 127 to 1161 and encodes 344 amino acids. The record is from RefSeq and is a predicted model, not a curated record.
AUGGGAUGGCAUUCCAUCUUUCGAAAGAACCAUUGUAUGGAUGAGCGGGAUUUACCCGACCAAACCUGAGGUGGUCCCGAAAAACAGAUAUAUAUCUUUACUUCUAGCUGCAGGCAGAAGGCCACCAUGCCAAACUCAAGGGCUGUCUGCUUGGUGCGCUCGUCCAUCAAUAUCGACGAGUAUUUGUUAGUACCACACAUCGUCCGUCCUGGAGAGACCCUUUCUUCCUUAAAUGUAGAACGCAAGCUCGGCGGCAAAGGCGUCAACGUUUCAGCGGCCAUCGGCCUGGGAAAAGAUGGUGAUGAUUACUCUGUCUUCCUGGCAGCACAGAUGGGCCAUGAGGACGCCUCUCGGGAGCAGGAGCUUCAAGAUCGCAAUGUCGAGACAACCCUUCUUGUCAAACGGCAGGACAUAAGAACGGGAACCGCAUACAUCCAGGUCGCAGCCGAUGGCGAGAACAGCAUCAUUCUUGUUGGAGGUGCGAAUCAAGUGAGGGGCUUGCAGCUCGACGAACCUGAGAAGUUGUUCGCUAGAGCCUGCGAACAAGCACAGGGGAACGUGACUCACGUUGUCUUGCAGAACGAGAUUCCGCUGACAGUGACACGGCGGACCUUGGAGCACGCUGCCAAGCAGAAGCGGCCUUCGUGCAUUUCCAUCUUUAAUCCAUCUCCCAUGCUCGGGAGGGGAGAGCUUCAAAGUUUUCCUUGGGCAGACGUUGAUGUGCUCAUCGUCAACGAAGGAGAAGGAAGGGAUUUGCUCAAGGCGCUUGGAAACGGAGCAGAUGUUGAAGGAACUGCAGUUGUACAGGCGCUGGGCCAACUCGAAUCUCUGCAAAAGAUUCCUUGGCUCGUGAUGACCCGCGGAGCGAAGGGCGUAGCAGCAAGCAUCAAGUUCAACUCGAGCCGCACAACCCUCGAGGUUCCAGCGGCAACACCUCGUGAAGUGCUAGACACGACUGGAGCGGGAGACACAUUCGCUGGCUACCUUGUGGCAUCCAUCAUGCAGCUUGACAGCGAUGCUCUGCGGCAGGGCUCUUUGGGGCCCCAACGGGCGAGGGAUGCGAUCCAAUUUGCCGCUCUAGCUGCCACAAUGGCUGUGGAGAAUGCUGGCGCUCUCGAGGGAAUCCCUAAGAGAAAUGAUGUACUGGCGAGGAAGCAUUGAAAUGAAAUCUCGAACUUGAACUGA